Molecule: messenger RNA, 1098 nt
Organism: Aspergillus novofumigatus IBT 16806
Lineage: Eukaryota; Fungi; Ascomycota; Eurotiomycetes; Eurotiales; Aspergillaceae
Product: protein-S-isoprenylcysteine carboxyl O-methyltransferase
Exons: 3
Coding region: 251-982 (243 amino acids)
Biological process (GO): C-terminal protein methylation
Cellular component (GO): endoplasmic reticulum; membrane
Molecular function (GO): protein C-terminal S-isoprenylcysteine carboxyl O-methyltransferase activity
Source: RefSeq, a predicted model, not a curated record
UCCACAACAGAUGCACUGGUAUUGUUCUUGAUCCGGCAUAGAUAAACAUACACUAUUGUUCUCUUUAAUUUGCAGAAGAUGCAUUGAUAUUUUUUUUCUAGUUCAUAUUCAAGCUCUAUACGUCCAGCCAAAGUUAUAAUAAUCCAAGCUAUGACGCUUCUCUGAGACCACCACAGUUUCCGCCGACAGACCAAAAAAGCUGUCUACCACCACUACCACUUCCACACUCUCACCCCGACCGGAAACCAAAAUGACCAAACAAACCUCAUCUCAAGACGAAAGCUCACUCGCAGGCAUAUCGCUACGCGCCUUCCUCCUAGGCACAGCCCUCGGCAUCUCGACCAGCAUCACGCUCUACCUCCUCCUCAUCUCCCCGCACCCGCUGUGGCGCGUCCCCUUCUUCAUCUCCUCGCUCGCCCUCUUCCACUUCCUCGAAUACUGGGUCACAGCGCAGUACAACACCCGCUACGCCACGAUCUCAGCAUACCUCCUCUCCUCGAACGGCUGGGCCUACAACGCCGCGCACAGCUCCGCCGUCGCCGAGUGUCUGCUCUCGCACACCCUCGGCCCGCGCGAUGCAUACACUUCGCUGACCGCGUCCGUCAACGGGAUCAAGUGGCAGGUCGUGCUUGGGAUUGCACUGAUGCUGUGUGGUCAGACGAUCCGCACGCUGGCGAUGAAGCAGGCGGGGACGAACUUCAACCAUACGGUGCAGGUGGAGCGGCAGGAGGGCCAUACCCUUGUGCGACACGGGGUGUAUGCGGUGCUGCGGCACCCCAGCUACUUUGGGUUCUUCUGGUGGGGGAUGGGGACACAGCUGGUGCUGGGGAAUGUGGUUUGUUUCGUUGGGUAUGCGGCUGUGUUGUGGAACUUCUUUUACAAUCGGAUCAAGCGGGAGGAGAAAUUUUUGGUAUGCUUCUUUGGAGACGAAUACGUCGAGUACAAGAAGAGAACUUGGGUUGGCAUUCCUGGGAUCUUCUGAUGCCUAUCUUCAAAAGAUUAUAUCCCAUUUUUAUAUUGUACACUUGGAAGAAAAAGGAGGAUGAAAUGUGUAUCAAUCAUAUAUAGAACUUGCCAGAAUGGUAUCACCAUAUACAA